This is a messenger RNA of Neohortaea acidophila, 1336 nucleotides long. RefSeq lists its product as uncharacterized. Lineage: Eukaryota; Fungi; Ascomycota; Dothideomycetes; Mycosphaerellales; Teratosphaeriaceae. The transcript is spliced from 3 exons. Bases 312 to 989 code for a protein of 225 amino acids. The record is from RefSeq and is a predicted model, not a curated record.
CAUCUAUCAUUGCAUUCGCUCAUAACUUCAUAAGAUGGUAUAUAACAGUCUUCCGAGACCGGUAAAGCUCGACGCAUGUAGUCCACGAGGGAGCACACAGCGUGGGGUAUCAUAAAACGGCAAAAACUCGUAGAAACCUGACCUCGCUCGUGACCAAUCGACCCUACAAUCUCGCCUCACACCCUCCCGACGAGGCGGAGCUUUUACGUGAACCAAAGUCCACGGACAGGGGCAGGCCGUGGACGAUUUCCACCGGCACAGACACCUUGAACGCCUCGGUGGGCCCGUCGGGAAACGAGGCGGUCAGCUCGAUGAAAUGGUCGCGCGAAAGCAAGGGCGUGGAGAAGGUCGGCAUGGGAGGGUUCGUAUCGUGGAUGUGGAAGGGGAGGGUGAAGCGUGCGACGGAGAAGGAGUCGGUGUUGUUGCAAGACACGCAGGGUUCCCAUUUCGCAAUGGAGACCGUUUCGCUUUGCUCGUUGCUGUUCUGCGAUCGCGUAAUCUGCUGCAGAUUCUUCCGUGGGAACUCCAAGCCCGCCUCCAGGCGCUGGAUCUCGUCGGGCUUGAGAUGUGUUUUCGUCACGAGUCGAGCGUGGACUUUGCAUUCGGCGGGUAGCGCAUCUCCCAGCUCCGCGCCAUGUGAUACUUUGACGACAAAGGGGAUUUCCGUCUCUCCGUCCACCACUCCAUGGUCGUCUUGCAGGACCAGCGGGUCGGUCUCCUGCGCAGCGAGUUCUGUGCGGAAGGCCGCCGAGGGGGAUCGCUCCGGGGACGAGUGCGAGGAGCUGCCCGUGCGGAAUCUCGGUCGCGCAUGCGGGAAAGAACUGGCUUUUCCAAUCUUGGGUCUGGUCUCGCUGACCGGUUCUGCCCAGAAGUACGCUCCCGGGGCGCUGGACCGCCAGGAAUCGAGGGAGACGGCGAGUAUGUCGACGCGCUGCACUGUCGACGCCAGCUCGUGCCCGUCAGCGGUCACGGUAGCCUUGAUGCUGUAGUCCACCGAGUACUUGACAUCGGAAGGGCGACGAGUUUCGCGUCGCGAGUCUACCGAUGGCGGCAAACCGCAUUCGUGGCGGGACAGCUUUUCACAUUCGGACAGGUCGAAGUGGAAGAACAAUCGAAUGGCGCCGUCUGCGUCCGCCCUGUCGGCAUGCGCCUUCCGGUCGUAUGCUGCGGCAAGGAACGCCAACGUCUCGGUCCUCCACUCUUUCGCAAACGCGCCGUUGGAAUACUGCGGCGUUUCGGUGGUGAUGGCUCCUGCGCGUCAUAGUAUCAGCGUGGGUUCCAGCAUCCUACGUGCACUGCGUCCCGUGAGCAUACCUUUGAGGGUGAUCUGACACCG